CGCCAUGUUGGAUGUGGGCAAUAUCAUAAUAUCUAUACAGGAAGGAAACAGCAUGUCGCUCUUGUUUUGUUCCAGAAAUAUUUCUAAUCCACUUUAAAUCCGCACCCAGACUUUCUUCUAUCCAUCUGAGUCAUGGGAAGUGUGCUAAGCAGAACACAAAUGUUUCUUUCAGGACUGUGCGGUAUAAAGGCAAGAAUUUUGGUGCUUGGUUUGGAUGGUGCUGGCAAAACCACAAUACUGUACUGGUUAAAGGUAAAGGAGAGAGUAACCACCAUUCCAACUGUUGGUUUUAAUGUGGAGACUCUGGAUCCCAUAGGUGGUGUGGCUUUCACAGUUUGGGACAUCAACAAAAGGUCCAAUGCCUGGCCUUUAUGGAGACAUUACUUGGCCUGCACACAUGGUUUGGUGUUUGUGGUGGACAGCAAGAACAUUGAAAGUCAUGGUGAUGCCAAAGAUAUGCUGUAUGAGAUUCUAGGUGAGGAGGAGUUGAAAGGCGUUCCACUUAUUGUUCUAGCAAACAAGCAAGACUUGACAGGAGCAAAGAGUGCUUCAGAGCUUGCUCAGCAAUUUGAACUCGAGAAGUGGAGUGGCAGUAAAUGGGGGGUGUAUGGGUGCUCUGCCAUUUCAGGAGAGGGUCUACAGGAUGUGCUGAAGAAGCUCUCCGAAAUGGUCAAGGACAAAGGAAUCAUAAUGUCCUGACUUUUUUUUUUUUUACUUUUUCCAAAGAGAAUGAAAGAGCAAAGAACCGGCAGAAAGAGUGUGGAAUUACAAAAAAAUAAUUGGCAGAAGAAAAUCUUAGUAGAAAUUGAACAUUUGAAAAAAAAAAGGAGAAUUAAAAAUAAAUAGUCUGAUAAAAGUGAAAUAUGUAGGAUAUGAAACUAGAAAAAUGAGAAUAUAAAAUUGUAGAACCAACCUUAAAGAGACAUUCAACUCAACAUGUAACUGCUGAUUUAAAUAUUUGAUUAUGUGUUGUAAAAAAAUGGUACUAUGUUUAUAUAAUGAAUUGUUACACUUUUCCUGUGAUUUUUCUGUUGUGUGCCUGAUUCCCCCUAAUCCUGCAACAUGCAGUGAUUGCUCCUCAAAUACAUUAGCUUGUUUUUAUAUGUCCCUAACUGGCAGCAGCAAAGGAUCUAUCUUUUAAUAAAACUACAGGUUUAAAGGUU
Molecule: messenger RNA, 1163 nt
Organism: Bombina bombina (fire-bellied toad)
Lineage: Eukaryota; Metazoa; Chordata; Amphibia; Anura; Bombinatoridae
Product: ADP-ribosylation factor 1-like 2
Exons: 2
Coding region: 133-699 (188 amino acids)
Biological process (GO): vesicle-mediated transport; intracellular protein transport
Cellular component (GO): cytoplasm
Molecular function (GO): GTP binding; GTPase activity
Source: RefSeq, a predicted model, not a curated record